AUGCCUGCGGUUGACGAGCCUUCACAUUCGCAUAUGCGCUCACAACGACCGCCUAUGGACGUGACGUCUCAUUCUCGUUCGGCUGCCGGUAGCGUCAGCGGUCGUAACCUCAGUGCUACGUUCCAGCAUCAGGUACAAGUCGAUGCUGGCAACUUACGCUCGUCGUAUCAGGACUCACGGACGAACAAGAAACGUCAGAGUAAUAGCAAGAAGAAUGCACACAUGCGGCACUCCCUUAUGCACGUACAGACGGAGCCGCGAGGAUCUGGUCGCUCGAGUGCGUCGUCUACGUCGGGUUCGGCCUUGUCUCCACCUGAUCGAGCGUCCAAUUACUUUAAUAUGCACACUAUAAACAGAGGAGCGAGUCCUCAGAACCAGCUGUAUCCAGGGUAUACAACUGCACCUCCAGCAGGUGAUGAUAUUCUCAAGGUGGAUAUUCCUAAAUGGAAGUCUAAACUUACAACGGACAGAGCAGAUAGAUUGCAUAUUCCUGUGGGUGCAGAUAGUGCUGGUAAUUCACCUGUGGGUGGUCCAGCUGUGAGAACGUCGACAUGGGACGGGAAAGAUGGACGUGGAGGACAUGGAGGAUCCAUGGGGGCUUUGGUGCUUGGGAAAGACCGGGAUACUGGUAGUAAAAAACGUUAUACGGUCUUUCAAGUCUAUGUGAACUUUCAGUCGGGAGCAGUGCGCGUGUCGGAGAAGCGAUACAGCCACUUUCGAGAGCUCCAUAAGAUGUUGAGGAGAAAGUAUGCAGCGGUCGGAAAACUGUACUUCCCACCAAAGAAAUUCUUCAUGUCGCUCUCACUGCGUGUGAUUGAACAGCGUCGCGAAGCUAUCGAGGCAUACAUAAAUGCAGUCCUGACGUUACGACCACGGCCGAUUGAGAUUGUGGAAUUCCUUAGUAGUGGAAGCAGCUCGGCGGAUGACGAAGAUGAGGAUGGCAACAGUACUGGCGGGCCGACACGCGGAGUGGACAUGGUGACGACGCCGAAACACGUGCAGUCGGUGUCUACAGCUCUUGGAACAUCGUUGCGACUCAGUGGGAGCAACAGCGUCGCCUCGGAAGAUGCAGGAGAACACAUGGUGACCAUGCAAGAUUUUGAGAUUCUUAAAAUGCUUGGCAAGGGAUCGUUUGGGAAAGUCUAUAUGGCUAAAGAACGUGGGGCGGAUAGCAAGAUCUACGCGAUGAAGGUGUUGCGUAAAUCAGAACUGGUCAAACGGAACCAGGUGGGCCACACGAUGAUGGAGCGUCGCAUCAUGAGCUCAAUUGAUCACCCUUUCAUCGUUGGGCUAAAGUACUCUUUUCAGACUGCCAGCAAGCUCGUGAUGGUGUCGGAUUAUUGCUGUGGUGGAGAGAUUUUCUUUCACCUGAAAAAGUUUCGCUCCUUUUCGGAAGCAAUGGUGCGUUUCUACGCAGCGGAGCUAGUAGCGGCCAUUGGUCACUUGCACGAGCGUGAUAUUAUAUACCGAGACCUCAAACCCGAGAACAUUCUUCUUGACGAGAUGGGUCACGUGCGUCUGACUGACUUUGGUCUUUCUAAAACGGACUGCACUGAUUUUACAGGAGCCAAGACGUUUUGCGGUACUCCCGAGUACUUGGCACCAGAGAUGCUCAUUAGCCGCAAAAAGAAAACUGAGUACGGCAAGGCCAUCGACUGGUGGAGUCUUGGCACGCUCAUGUACGAAAUGCUCACAGGCUGGCCGCCUUUCUUCGACCGCAAUAUCGAGCAGAUGUGUACCAAGAUCAUGAAGUCACCGCUAAAGUUCCCUGCGCAUUUUGGUCUGAGCUCAGAAGUCAAGAGUCUCAUUUCUGCGUUGCUAGAACGAGAUCCGAUGUACCGAGUCGGCUCGCGUCCUGGUGCCGGUGUAGAGGACAUUAAGAAUCACGUGUUUUUUGCCAGCAUCGAUUGGACGUUACUGGAAAAGCGUGGCAUUAAACCGCCUUUCAAGCCGCGUGUUCGCAGCCCAACGGAUAUUCAAAACUUUGACCGUGAAUUCACAAAAGAGUUACCUGACCACGGUUUCUUGCAACAAGACAAACGUCUUCCCAUGUCGCCCAAGAACGAGUUUCAGGGGUUCUCCUACAUUCGGACAGUGGAGCCAACGUCAGGGUCGCGUGACUCAAGCAGCAAGCGGGAGAAGCGAAGGUCGGGACGACGGUCGGAGCAACGAACAAGUGAAGGAAUUGAGCGCGAGUCAGCGGCAGAUCAGCAGCAUCCAGAAUUUGGCCUCGUCGCCCGCGACAGCACGGAUUACGAUACUGGCUGUAUCUAG
Molecule: messenger RNA, 2274 nt
Organism: Peronospora farinosa
Lineage: Eukaryota; Oomycota; Peronosporomycetes; Peronosporales; Peronosporaceae
Source: the annotation of a GenBank genome assembly